This is a messenger RNA of Dentiscutata erythropus, 1701 nucleotides long. Lineage: Eukaryota; Fungi; Glomeromycota; Glomeromycetes; Diversisporales; Gigasporaceae. The record is from the annotation of a GenBank genome assembly.
AUGAAUUUUGCUCCUCAUCGUAAUAGUAAAUUAUAUACAAGAUCAAAUGCGCGCAAGCCUCCAAUUAAUUUAAAACAACCCAAUAGCAAAUAUUAUGAACAACCUAAUAGCAAAUAUUAUGAACAACCUAAUAGCAAAGUUUUUAAAUUUUUUGGAAGUAUAAAAUAUUGGGAUGGUUAUGCUUGUCUGUUUUUUGUCGUAUGGAAUAAUGAUCCAGAUUUUCAUAAUGCACUUGAUGAAUUUAAUUAUGAAUCGGCAAUCAUUCAAAAUGAAAUAGAAAAUAUAGUGAGUAACGGUGGAUACGAAGAACGAUGCGAUUUCAUUAGAAAGUAUUUUAUAGACUAUUUUCAAAGUAUAAAUUCAAAAAAUGAUGAAUUAAAAAAUAAAGUGAUGAAAGAAAUUAUUAAUUAUCUUCAUGAUAAUCAUAGUUUGCCAAGCUUAAGCCAAUUCGAUAUAGGAAAUAUAUAUCGCAUGGAUCCGUCACAAAGGCAUCUAUUACGUUUGAUAUGUAUUUAUGGAAUUCAAGCUUGGAAAUACGCACAUUAUGCAAAUUAUAUUUCUUCAUAUCAAUGCAUGACCCAUAUUAAAUCUAAGUUUAUGCCUGGAAGCUAUCCGAAUUUACAAAAACAGAUGAUGUUUUUAGAGAAAAAAAACAGAGAGUUGACCAACGAAAUUGAAGCACUUAAAAGUGAAAAAGAAAAUUCAUGGAAAACGAAACAAUCAAGUAAAUUGUCUUUUGGAAGAUCAUCACAAGAUGAAGUAAAUAACUUGCUUCAAGAAAACGAACGUUUAAGAGAGGAAGCUGCAAAACAUCAGGCUGCAUUAGGGAACGCCAUGAAUUUCUCAUGGAAAGAUGAUGAUCCUAAUCAUUCUAGUCAGUUAAUGAAAGAAAUUGAUCAUCUUCAACAUGAAUUAUCAACUUUCACUAGUGUAAAAGGAUCUAAAAUAUCUAAAAUAAAAAUUCAUACCCAAGCUGUUAAUGAGCUGUUUAAAAAAUACAAAUGUUCAAUAACUUCUGAUGAUCCACAAAUGAAACUAAUUCUUGGUGCAGUUUUACAAAGACAUGCAUUUGAAUUUAUUCAUCAAGAAAUACUCAAUUAUUUUGAAGAUCAACAUGGAAAUUCAUUCUACGAAAACUCAAAUCUACCGAAUGAUUUACUUGAAGUUGGAAUUAUAAAAAAAACAAAAGAUUUAAUUAGCUUAACUCGUCGUUUUUCUGAAGUUAACCGAGGAAAUGACGACUAUACAUGUAUUCUUCCAAUAAAGAUACGUCAACAAAUUUACGCUGCUUUAAGUAAUAGAGGAUUUACCAAUCAAGAUCAUCCACUCAUUCAAAAAAUUGCUAAAGAUCUCUUAGAAUUAAUGGAUAGAUACAGAACCAUAGAAUCGAAAGAAAAAAAUAUUCAAUUACAAUCGAAAGCAAAGGAUAUAGUUUAUAAAAUCAUGAAUUUAUUUCAUUUGCGUAUACAUACUCAAAAACUACCUCCAGAAGUUCUUUUUUAUGAAGGUGGUGAAAUUUUUGAUGUUGAAAUUAUGGAUGAAAUCGCAAGUUUAGAGGAUUCAGAGGAAUGUGAUAUUGAAAUUUGUGCAUUUCCAGCUGUAGCAAUUAUGAUGAAUGAUAUUAUUGAUAAUUAUAGUUAUGAUAGGGUGAUUACUAGAGCGCAAGUGAUAUUACGACCUAGAGCUGAUAAUCUUUAUUGA